Corythoichthys intestinalis (scribbled pipefish) is the source of this 2156-nucleotide messenger RNA. RefSeq names its product cilia and flagella associated protein 206 (gene cfap206). The record is from RefSeq and is a predicted model, not a curated record. Lineage: Eukaryota; Metazoa; Chordata; Actinopteri; Syngnathiformes; Syngnathidae. Bases 335 to 1969 code for a protein of 544 amino acids. Gene Ontology annotation, cellular component: axoneme; ciliary basal body. The transcript has 11 exons. Gene Ontology annotation, biological process: regulation of cilium beat frequency; sperm axoneme assembly; regulation of flagellated sperm motility.
CAAUUCGUGUUUCGCAAUAGAUAUUGCCUUCAUCGUCGAUCCAUUCUCCUGUACCUAAAUUGCCAAUUAUAUACGUGAUUGAAAUAUGUUAACAACGUAGCUUUUGAGUCAUCUGCAAUGACGCGGUUCCCUCGCCAUAAAUGUUCGCUGAUGCGUGUGGAAGUCGCCUUGACGACUAAUAAAUCGUGUCAUUGGCUGACGAGGAGUAAAUCUCCCAUGAACGUCCUGAUGUUGGGGGCGCGGGAGGGGGAAUAAAUAAAGAAAUCACAAGUCCUAGAAGUCACCGAGGGUGGAAACCAGAUUGCACCAAAACUAAAAGCGGCAGAAGCUGUGUAUGGAGACUGCCUCAUACAGCCCUUCCCUUGACACCAUCAAAAUGCAAGUGUAUUUUGAUGUGAGUUACACUUCUAAACGGGAGUUCCUUAAGGAAAUUAACUGGAUGCUGGAGUCCAGACUAAACCAAGUGAGCAGAGACAUCACUGAAAGUAAGAUGAAGACAAAAGAGCAAUUUGAUGCCCUUUAUCGCAAAAUCAUUAAUUACAUCCUGCUCGGCUCUGGCAUGGGCUCACCUUCUGAUGUCAGCUCUGUGCAAGAGGCUACAGCUGCCUUGCAGAGCAUCUUUCCAUUGAAUGAACUGGGAACUUUUAUGGUGCUCUCAAAGAAAGAGAAGGAGCAACAGCUUUCUGAGCUCACCAUGACUGUCACAGGAAUUCGACUCUUCAACAAAGCCACCAAGAAAGAACAAGAGAUGGACCUUACCGAACUAAUACCUGCUGUUCUCUGCGAAGCACUUUCGAUCACCAAUGAAGCCAUUGAGAAUGAGAUGGGUGUCUCCCAGCGAUUGGCGUGGAACUACACGGCACUGUUAGAAAAAUAUAAUGGCAGUCAACUCAGCGAAUACGAUGUGUCCUUGAUUCGACUAACACAGGCACUCUAUAAUGUCAGGCAGCAUGAGAUUUUUCUUCAAAUAUUACUGGCUGAUUCACGCGUAUGUGCAAAAAGAAUUGAAAUCUUGAAGAAGGACAUCUGCUCACAGAUAAAUCUGCUGAAAACUUCAGUGCAGCCCAAGACAGCUGUACUCUCAUCGAAGGUUUUUCCAUUGUUCCAGGCCCUGGCAAAACUGUGGUCGGAGCUUCAGGAUGAGGCAGAAUUACUAAAUAUCUUCAACAACAUUGCUUUCAAAUUGCAGUUCUUCCGUACCUCUGAGGACACCAUUUUUUCCAAAGAUCUUUUGGACAACCUAUUGGAGGGAAUAGAAGUCAAAACAGACAAAGAAAGACUGAACGAGCACUCAAGUGACCGUAUUGAUCCAGGACAUAUGAAACAACAUGAAUGGCUCCAGCCAGAACCUACCACCAAUCUCACUGAGCUCCCAUUACAGUAUAAUGGAUUUUGUGGCUACACGCUUGUUCACAAAGAUGGACUUAUUCUUCCAGGAAAUCCAUGCAUCGGCGUGCUCAAGCACAAGGCGAAACUAUAUGUCUUCAAUUCCAAAGAAGCUGCAUUUCAAUUUGCCCACAACCCUGAUUACUUCAUUGCACUGGUCGAAGAAAAAGCCAAGAGUUUACCUGAAUUGAUGAAACUCCUCAAGCUCCAUCAAACUCCAUCUUGUGUGCAACCAGGAAAGCCUUCACUUGGGAGUCAGUCUGAGAGCUGCACUCAAACAGAUCUUCAUCCAUUGGUGACAAACAUGGUCAAGUCAUAUGAAUGGAACGAGUGGGAACUGCGAAGGUCAGCUAUCAAACUGGCUGAUCUUCAGACAACAGUCACCCACUCAUCUCAGACCCACCUGAGCCAUAUGAGACGGGAAAAUGAAACUCAAACUUGGCUCCCCAAGGAAGUUGGUUGUCAAUGCAAAAGAGAUGGUGAAACAGGUGUGCCCAGACCUCAGAUAUUCCUGGCAGGGCUGAGAGGAUGUAGAGAUGGACGUAUGGAGAAAGUAAACCUGACUAGAUCUAUUCAUGAAUAAAUGGUAUUUCAAAGAAUGAAGAAAAACAAAUUCUGAGAGCUAUUUAUUUAACCAUUUAUUCAGUUUUAUAAGAGCUGUCUUGCAAUUCAGGCAUUUCUGGAGCCAUUUUUAAUUGCGUGAUUCAAUAACUAUACUUUACUUGCAUGGGUGUCCAAACCUGUCCUCAAGGGUUGCUGUGUGUGCUGGU